GUUUCCUGUCACUCCCUUGUCAUAUCAGAGCAUGACAGAAUGAAAGGGGGAAGAGAGGAACUAACCAGGCUGAAGUGUUGCAGCUCAGAGCAUUUCCUGUUCUUUAGUGAGGGGCGGGGGGAAUAACCCAAAGCAGCAAAGUGAAUCCGUCCGAAUGAAGAUGACAGUUACAGCAUGUUAGUACUUGAUAACUAAACAGGCAUCUUUUCAUUUGUGCUUCAGCAACAGCAGAGCUGAACUUCUCAGAGCUCACCCAGACCUGCCACGGAAAAGGCAAGGAAAAUACCUCUCUGGUGUAUUUACUAAGUUGUGCACCGUUGGGACUUAUGCAGUGAGCAUGAUGUCUAGAAUUUGCCAAUCGCGUGUCCAGCGCAGUUCUCAUCCUGAGAGUUAUGAAGAAAAAUAUGAGCGCCUGCAGGAGAGGCAUGAAAUCCAGCUUAAAAGGAAAGGUUGGACUAUAUCCCAUCUUAAGGAUAAACACCAAAGGAAAGGGACCGAUAUGCAACUCCAAAACCCACGAGAAAAAGAAUUUUUCAGGAGGAGGAAUGUAAGAAUUGAAGAGCUUGGAAUAACAGAACUUCAGCCACUUCCUGACACCAAAACAUCUUUGAUUACUGAGGAGUCUUGGAGUAAUCAGAUCAUUCUACUUCAUCACAAGGCUAUUCAGUGCGACCUCCGUGAUACUUUUGUAGAUAGCAAAUUGGACUCCUCAUCUGAAAACAAGCCCACUGUGGAAGUUUCUAAAAACUCUAGAGGAACACAAACCACUGUGGAAUCCAGUGCAAUAAAGAAAGAUUCAAGCCAACAGACAGACUGUGAAACCAAAGUUUUUGAUAAGGAAGUGACUCAGCUUUCUAUCUACAUUGAAGAGGCACUAUAUCGAGAGCUACUGCUGAAACGGAAAAUGGUGAAUUUACAGGGGCUUCUAUCCAACUUAUAUCAAGUAGCAGAAAAAUCUUGGAAGGAUCACUUAAACGAAGACAAACUCAAGGACAGAGUGGAUAAUUUGGCAAAUCAGCUUCUGAUUUGCUCUCAGAGGUACUCAAAGCGGAACUUACAAAGAGUUAUUCUGGAUCUUGAAGAUCAAAAGCAGAACUAUCAGCAGAAAACGAAAGAGUCUCUACAGAAGUUGCUUGAAGAGAAACUGAAACUAGAAAGACAACUUGAAAAUGUCCAGAGAACCUUAGCUAUUGUACAGGAAGAGUGUACCCUCUGGAAAGAACAGUGCAGCAUAUUAAAGCAAGACUGGAGCCACCACCCUGGCAAGCAUGCCAAACAAGAAAAUAAGCUUUACAUCCUGGAAAACAAACUUCAGCAGUCAGAGACUCACAACUCUCAGUUGCACCAAAACCUGCAGGACUUGGAGAGUAGUGAACACACAAGUCUGCCUGCAAAACCUGAUAACGCCAAAGAAGGCAAGAGGCUUGCAGUGGAGAACUUCAGUGCCAUGGAAAACAGACUGCAAACUCAAGAAAAAGAGGGCCCCUCUCUGAAAGCAACAAUUAAAUGUUUGCAUGAUGUGAUGCAUAAUCAAUCCAAGGAAAUUACAAUUCAGCAAGAUGAACUGCAAAAGACAGGUCAAUUAAACUGGUAGCAGGAUUUCUGGCCAACCGGGAUGUUAUAAUUGAUAUCAUAUGGAUCACUGAAAAUAGUACAUGCAAGUGUUUUGAGUUAUGAUUAACUUUGCUUUGUUCCAUUUACAGAUGUGUGAUGCACAAUCAGUCUAAGGAAAAUAAAAUUUAGCAAGAUGAACUACAAAAGACAGGCCAGCUAAACUGGUAGCAGGGCCUCUAGCCAACCAAUGUUGUAAUUGGUAUGCUAUGAAUCAUUAUUCACAAGCUGGGUCUGAGCAUACACACCAGCUUUAGAUGUGCUCUUGUGUAAGACCCGUAAUCAUGUAAUGUGUAUCUAUAUGAGACAUUUCCACACACCAGCUUUAAUUGUUCUCUUGGUAUAAAGCUGUGUUUAUUGGAGUAUACAAUAAAUCUUGUUUGCCUGCA
Anolis sagrei ordinatus is the source of this 2000-nucleotide messenger RNA. It is a transcript of the gene TRAF3IP3, whose product is annotated as TRAF3 interacting protein 3. Lineage: Eukaryota; Metazoa; Chordata; Lepidosauria; Squamata; Anolidae. The record is from RefSeq and is a predicted model, not a curated record.